This is a messenger RNA of Fragaria vesca subsp. vesca, 699 nucleotides long. RefSeq lists its product as uncharacterized. Bases 1 to 699 code for a protein of 232 amino acids. The transcript has a single exon. NCBI's taxonomy places the organism in Eukaryota, Viridiplantae, Streptophyta, Magnoliopsida, Rosales, Rosaceae. Gene Ontology annotation, cellular component: plasma membrane. The record is from RefSeq and is a predicted model, not a curated record.
AUGGUUCAUGAUCAGCAGUUCCCAGGUCCCCACGGCCGUAACGCUCCUCGAUAUGCUCCAGCCGGAGCUCGCCGCUCAAGACAUCCUUGCCUGAAAUGCUACGGUUGGUUCUGUUGUGGCCUCUUUGCCCUUGCAUUGAUAUUCGCAGCCGUUGUGGCCGGGUUUUGGGCAAUCGUAAAUCCCAGCCUUCCCAAGUACACAGUUUUUGGCAUCACCUCCAAUGCCUACAACUUCACAAACGACUUCAAGUUCCACGGUCGCUUUGUAGUCAAUCUCGGAUCCAACAACCUUAACAAAUAUAUCACCAUUGUCUACGAGAAGGACAGCACUGUAGACCUCCUAUUUAGGGACGGACGCUCAAACUUUGUCAAGCUUUGUUCUGGGAUGUUCCCGGAGUUCAAGCAACCUACAGCUAAUAUCACAUCGAUGAAUAUCGACCUCAAAGGAGACUUAACCAAGGGUGACUUUGGCGGUUCCGCGAAUACGUUUAAUGAGAAGGUGAAGAGCAACAGCAUCCCUUUAGUCGUUGCAGUCAAGACACACGGAGAGGCAAUCAUUUUAGGGCAUAACCUCAAGGUUGAGCUUGCGGCCAACUGCUCCAUGGACGUUGAUAGUUUGUCCGCAGGCAAGGAAGGCAAGGAGCAGCUAAAGAUGUCAAACAUGAUAUGUGAAGGGACUAAUGUAAAAUAUUUUAUAUAA